AUGAAGACAACGUGGAAGGAUAUUGCGCCUGUGCCUACCCACCAGGAAUUCCUGGACAUUGUCCUGAGCCGCACUCAGAGACAGUUGCCCACCCAGAUUCGUGCUGGUUUCAAGAUCAGCCGUAUCAGAGGUUUCUACACCCGUAAGGUCAAGUAUACCCAGGAGACCUUCUGUGAAAAAUUCCAGGCCAUUCUCGAUGGAUUCCCUCGCCUGCAGGAUAUUCAUCCUUUCCACAAGGAUUUGCUGAACACCCUCUAUGAUGCCGACCACUUCCGCAUUGCCCUCGGCCAGGUCUCGACCGCCAAGCAUCUGAUUGAAACCGUUUCUCGCGACUACGUCCGUCUGAUCAAGUAUGCGCAAUCUCUGUUCCAGUGCAAGCAGCUUAAGCGCGCUGCGCUCGGUCGCAUGGCGACCAUCUGCCGUCGUCUGAAGGAUCCCCUCGUCUACCUGGAGCAGGUCCGCCAGCACUUGGGUCGUCUUCCCUCGAUUGACCCCAACACCCGCACUCUCCUGAUCUGCGGUUACCCCAAUGUCGGCAAGUCCAGCUUCCUGCGUAGCAUCACCCGCGCCGAUGUCGAUGUUCAGCCCUACGCCUUCACCACCAAGUCCCUGUUCGUCGGUCAUUUCGACUACAAGUACCUGCGUUUCCAGGCUAUCGAUACCCCCGGUAUUCUCGACCACCCUCUGGAGGAGAUGAACACUAUUGAAAUGCAGUCCAUCACUGCUGUUGCUCACUUGCGCUCUGCUAUUCUGUACUUCAUGGAUCUGUCCGAGCAGUGUGGUUACUCUGUUACCGACCAGAUUAAGUUGUUCCACAGCAUCAAGCCUCUCUUUGCCAACAAGAUUGUCUACAUUGUUGUCAACAAGAUUGAUGUCCGCCGCCCCGAGGAUCUGGAUCCCGAGCAGCAGGCUGAGCUGCAGGAGAUUCUCAAGUCUGGUGAUGUUGAGAUGCUCCAGGUUUCUUGCACUACUACCGAGGGUGUGACCGCCGUCAAGAACGCUGCUUGCGACAAGCUGCUCGCCGAGCGUGUCUCUCAGAAGCUGAAGUCUGGCUCCAACACUGCCGGUACCCCCGGUGGCCGUCUGGGUGAUGUCCUGGCCCGUAUUCACGUCGCUCAGCCCAUGGGUGGCGUCACACGCGAGACCUUCAUCCCCGAGGCCGUCAAGAACCUUCAGAAGUACGACAAGAACGACCCCAGCCGCCGGAAGCUCGAGCGCGACCUGGAGGAGGAGAACGGUGGUGCUGGUGUUUACAGCUUCGAUAUGCAGCGCGACUACACCCUGGCCGACUCCGACUGGAACCACGACAAGGUUCCCGAGGUGUGGAACGGCAAGAACAUCUACGACUUUGUGGACCCGGAUAUCGAGUCCAAGCUCGCUGCUCUGGAGGAAGAGGAGGAGAAGCUCGAGGCCGAGGGUUACUACGAUUCGGACGAGAGCGUCGAGGAAGCCGAGGAUGCCGAUACCCGCAUGAAGGCAGACCUGAUCCGCGAGAAGCGCACACUCAUGCGCAACGAGGCCAAGAUGCGCAAGUCGCUCAAGAACCGUGCUCAGAUCCCCCGUUCCGCCAAGUCCAAGAAGCUCUCCGAGAUGGAGCGUGGUCUCGACUCUGCUGGUUACGAUGUCGAUGCCGCGGGCUCCCGCGCCCGCUCUCAGAGCCAAGCCCGUGGUCGUACUCUUACCCGCGGCGAGCCUGGUGAUGAUGAUGCUAUGGACUUGGAUGAUCCCCACAAGGCCCUUGCUCGUGCCAAGAGCCGCGCCCGCAGCCAGGCCGCGACUGACCGUCGUAACGAUGGUGUCGUUGAUGAGACGGCUCGUUCCAAGGCUGAACGCCUGCACAAGUUGGGCCAGAAGAAGAUGAACCGCAUGGCCCGACAGGGUGAGGCUGAUCGUCACACUACCGUCUCUCUUGCUAAGCACUUGGUCGCAGGAAAGCGUGGUAUUGGCAAGAACGAGCGCCGUUAA
Messenger RNA from Penicillium subrubescens, 1965 nucleotides. Its product is annotated as putative GTPase NOG1. Bases 1 to 1965 code for a protein of 654 amino acids. The transcript is spliced from 5 exons. Gene Ontology annotation, biological process: ribosomal large subunit biogenesis. Gene Ontology annotation, molecular function: RNA binding; GTPase activity; GTP binding. The record is from RefSeq and is a predicted model, not a curated record. NCBI's taxonomy places the organism in Eukaryota, Fungi, Ascomycota, Eurotiomycetes, Eurotiales, Aspergillaceae. Gene Ontology annotation, cellular component: nucleolus.